This is a messenger RNA of Priapulus caudatus, 2982 nucleotides long. RefSeq lists its product as uncharacterized. The transcript is spliced from 5 exons. Gene Ontology annotation, molecular function: nucleic acid binding; aspartic-type endopeptidase activity. The record is from RefSeq and is a predicted model, not a curated record. NCBI's taxonomy places the organism in Eukaryota, Metazoa, Priapulida, Priapulimorpha, Priapulimorphida, Priapulidae. Gene Ontology annotation, biological process: proteolysis; DNA integration. Bases 1 to 2982 code for a protein of 993 amino acids.
AUGCCGCCGAAGGGUGCCCAGGCGAAGAGACAGGUGGCAGUAUUUUCAUCGGGCCCUACUGAGUUUGGGCGCGUUUUCAACCUCUGGGUAGUGCACUGGGGAGGAGAGCAGCCCUACGAGACUGCGUUCGCCAGCCUGGGCAAAGUUGGCGUUGAGAUACUGUUGUGUGGGCAGCGAGUGCCAUUUGUAGUUGACACUGGGGCUGAGCUGUCUCUAUUGAAUCGUGUCACCUACGACGGCCGUCCAGCGCGGCGGCCGAGUCUCCAUUCCUUGGAGGUUGCGUUGGUGGAUGUGCAAGUCCUGAAUGUAGGAGAUGAGGAUGUAGUUUUUGAGCCUGGGGAGUUAUUGGCUCACCUCGAGGUUGUGCGGGUAGUGAGGCGGUUGGGCACUUGUGAGUUCGGUGAAUCCUCGCCUCUUCCGGACAGUUCUGGUUUGCCGGCGCAUAUGCGGGUAAUGUUUGAGACAAUUGACUCUGGGUUGUCUCGGCGGGAGAGAUGUGAGGUUUCAUCUCUGCUUCAAGAGUAUGCGGGUUUGUUCACUGCUCCUGGUGAACAGCUUGGGCAUACGGAGAUGGUCAAGCACCGGAUUGAUACUGGCGCUUAUUAUCCCACCAAGCAAGCUCCACGUAGAUGUCCGUUGGCUCGCCAAGAGAUAUUGAACGUGGAGGUCGAUAAGAUGUUGGCAUCCGGCACCGUCCGGCCCAGCAGCAGUCCGUGGGCGUCCCCGGUGGUGUUGGUCACGAAGAAGGACGGCUCGACGAGGUUCUGCAUAGAUUAUCGCAAGCUGAACGACGUUACCCGUAAAGAUGCCUAUCCACUGCCGAGGAUCGAUGAUACGCUGGAUUCCUUGGACGGCACCAGUUGGUUUUCUACUCUCGAUUUCACCUCGGGUUAUUGGCAAGUGGAGAUGGAUCCGGAGGAUGCUGCAAAGACUGCGUUUGGGACGAGGAGAGGUUUUUAUGAAGUCUCUGUUAUGCCGUUCGGUCUUUGCAACGCACCGGCGAUCUUCCAGAGGUUGAUGGAGUGUGUGCUUCGAGGUCUGCUGUGGACGGAGUGUCUUGUUUACAUAGAUGACAUCAUUAUUUUUGGUAAGACCUUUGAUCGAGCCAUUAGCAAUCUCUGUGGUGUUUUCUAUCGGAUUGCAGAUGCCGACAUGAAGCUGAAGCCUUCAAAAUGCACGUUUUUUCAGAGGAGUGCUGCGUUUCUGGGGCACAUUGUCUCCGGUGAUGGUAUCUGGUGUGACCCCAAAAAGCUCCAGGCUGUCGAGAGUUGGAGUCAUCCACACAAUGUUGCUGAUGUGCGGAGUUUUCUAGGGUUCGCUAAUUACUAUCGGCGUUUUAUUCCUGAUUUUGCGACUCUGGCAGAACCGUUGGUUGAGCUGACCAAAAAGAACAUGCCUUUUCGUUGGGGGGAGACAUGUGAGGAGGCCUUCAGCGGCUUGAGAUUGCUGCUGACAUUGUCGCCGGUAUUGGCGUAUCCGCGCUUGGAUGCUGAGUUUAUUCUGGACACUGAUGCUAGUGCUACUGGCAUCGGUGGUGUCCUGUCACAGUUCCAGAGUGGAACGGAGAGGUGGUCUAUGCAGCAGAUUCGUCAGUGGCAGCGAGAGGAUGGUGCCAUCUCUGCCGUCUUGAAGGUGUUGGCGGCGGGCGGUGUCCGUCCUGCCGUCGCGGAGUUGUCAUCUUCUUCUCCAGAGGGGAAGGCUUAUUGGGCACUUUGGGACGAGCUGGAGGUCCAUGAGAGAGUGCUUUAUCUUCGGCAGGCUUUGGACUGUCGGCCAAGCAGCGAUGUUUCGUGUAUGGUGGUCCCACCAGUCAUGCGCUGGGAGUUGUUCGAGAUCAUGCAUGGUGGUCGGAUUGGUGGACACUUCGGCAUCACUAAGAGUUUGGCUAGGAUCCGGCAGCGUUUUACUUGGCCGGGUAUUCGGCAGGAUGUUUUGAGGUGGGUUCGGGAGUGUGAUUUAUGUAGCAGGAGGAAACCAGGGCAUCGAAGGAAUGCUCCCCUCUGUCAGCGGAUUUCAACGGCACCAUGGGAGAGGAUGGCCAUUGAUUUCAUGGGUCCACUUCCCGAGACGUCAUCCGGCAUAAAGUAUAUCCUUGUGGCUUGUGAUUACUUCACGAAGUGGACGGAAGCGUUCGCUUUGCCGGAUAUGACUGCCCAGACAACGGCGGAUUGUCUGGUUUCUGAGCUUUUUCUUUGUUUCGGGGUGCCUCGUCAGUUGCACUCUGAUCAGGGAAGAAAUUUUGAAUCGGGUCUGUUUACCGAGGUAUGUUUGCUGUUGGGCAUCGAGAAGACUCGUACGACGCCCUACCAUUCUCAGUCAGACGGGUUGGUUGAGAGGUUCAACCGGACCUUACAAGAUAUGUUGAGUAAGGUUGUUAAUGAGCGACGAGAUGACUGGGAUACCAUUUUGCCGUAUGUUUUGGCGGCGUAUCGGGGUACAACCCAGGAAUGUACCGGGGUUAGCCCUAAUCUUAUGAUGGUUGGUCGUGAGGUGGGGAUGCCCAUUGAUCUGAUGUUCGACCCCCCUCUGGGUUCGGCAGAUGAGGUCUGUCCUAUCGAGUUUGUGGAGUGGAUUAAGCGUGCGAUUCGAGAAGCACACGCCUUUGCUCAAACACAUUUGGGGCGAGCGGCACAACGUCAGAAGAGAGGUUAUGACAGUAAGGUGCGUACCUCGACGUUCGCUCCGGGGCAGUGGGUCGGGUACUUCUACCCUCCUGCAGAUGUUAAGUUGGGCCUCCCAUGGCCAGGGCCCUAUUUGGUAUUGCGGGGUAAGGGUAACGCUAGAUGGAUUCAGGCUUCCCCUGAUAGUGUAGUGAGAGUUGUAGCCGUAGAUAACCUGAAAGUCUACGAGGGUGUGAAUGCACCAGUCUCCUGGUUGGAGGAUGAGGCUGUUGGUGUUGACGCAGGUGUUGGUGGAGAGUCUGGUAGUCCGGGGGACGUGGUGGGUCAAUCCGCGGUUGAUAUGCGCGGCACGGAUUCCUAG